CGGAGCUCAAAUUCAGUCCUGUCAGUGAGUAGAGGCACUCAGAAAUAGCAGAGAAGAGAGGGAGCACAGAAACGCAUGGUGAACUAAUGGAUUACUCUCACAGACUCUUGUGAACUACACAGCACCGACAUACCAUCAACCACACAACCUGGCAAAUACAGUACAGACAUACAAUAUUCACACUGAUUUCACUUCAGCCUCAUACACUCAAAAAGCUCUCUACAAAUUUAGAUCACACAGACUUUGAGACAGACAGUUCUAACACAGGUCUCUUAAUCUACAUUAGAGUAAAUAGACAAACGGAUUCUCUGAUUCUGACACAAACACAGACACAAUGGAAAUGCAUGGGCUUCAGUGUUGAACUGAAGGACCAAAGAUGUGAAUUUCGGUGAGGACUCUCUGACACCUUUGUGAAACAUCACUGAAGAGCACCACAAGCAAAACAGGACACGCAUGAGGAGGUUGACCAUGCACUGACAAAAAGGCAUGGAAACCAUCUCCGGGGAAAUGGGUUGGAAUAGAUUUGGCCACUCCUCUCUGGCAUCCGUGACAACAGGAAGAACCAACCUCACUUCCUCCCUCUUCUCCGACUUCACGUCCCUCAACAGUUCUCACGAAGGCGCAGGGUCCUAUUACUGGAUUAUCCCCGAGAACGCCUCAGCCACCACGCCCCAUGCCUUACCCCAGCCCAGGGUGAGGGAUCUGGGUCUGGCCCGGGCGGAGAUAGGAGUCCUGGGCUUGGUGCUGGCCCUCACUACCCUAGGGAAUGGCUUCGUACUGUGGGUGCUGCUCCGCAGGAGGAAACACAACGCUCCGAUGCAUCUGUUCAUGGUCAACCUGUGUCUGGCUGACCUGGUGGUGGCGCUGUUCCAGGUUUUUCCCCAGCUGGUGUGGAACAUCACUGAAAGGUUCCAGGGGCCGGAUUUUCUGUGUCGCUCAGUAAAGUACCUGCAGAUCGUAGGGAUGUUCGCGUCCUCCUAUAUGAUUGUUGCCAUGACAGUGGACCGUCACUAUGCCAUCUGCUGCCCACUGCAGGCCUAUCGUGGUGGGUCCGUGUCCCGCUGGAACACCCCUAUUAUGAUGGCCUGGGGCUUGGCCUUACUUCUCUCUAUACCACAGUUGUUCAUCUUCUCGCGGUCGGAGGUGUCUCCAGGAGAGUUUGAGUGCUGGGCUCACUUCGCUGAGCCGUGGGGACUCAAGGCCUACAUCACCUGGAUGACCCUAGCAGUGUUCUUACUGCCAGCACUAAUCAUCACUGUCUGCCAGAUACGGAUCUUCAGAGAGAUUCACAACAACAUCUAUCUGAAGUCAGAGAGGAUGGUGUCAGCAGAGCUCAAGAAGAACAACGCUGUCAUCUUCCACUUCCACAGAGUCAAAAAGGACGAUGACAGAGCGACCAGGGAGCGGGGGAGGGGGGGAUGCAGAGGGGGGAGAGGAGCAGGAGUAGGAGGGGAGCAGCUUCUAAAGACUAUGAACAACAACCCCUCCAGCACUCUCUGCAACCCUCUCUUGCCGCUCUCCCCCCAGUCUACUACAGCUGUUGUACCCUCAGAGUGCUAUCCCUACCUGUCCCCCUCUCCACAGUACAGCAGCUGUCACAACAACUACACAGCAGCAACACAGCAAAGCCCCUUCAACACCCCAGAUAACCUAACCCUCCCCUCCAACCCCGGCCUCAGUGACCAAAGGGGCUCCAGUACAGCUGUAGUUCCCCCAUCAUGUGACCCGUGCCCACAUGGAUCCCAUGGCCCAGUCACCUCAGGUGGUUGUGGUGGUGGUUCAGUGCCUCCUAACAAUGGCGGAUGCCACUGUCGUGAGUCCUACACAUCCUUCGAGCUCCCAUCCUCCCCCGGUGUGUCCUCUCCACGCCCAUCGCUGGAGUACCCUCCCCCACCCCCCCGGGCCCUGACGCCCCCCUCCAUCUCCAAGGCCAUGUCUAAGACGGUGAGGAUGACUCUGGUGAUAGUGUUGGUCUACACAGUCUGCUGGUCCCCCUUCUUCAUCGUUCAGCUGUGGGCUGCCUGGGACCCCAACCCUCCAGACCAAGGCGUAGCGUUCACCAUCCUGAUGCUGCUGGCCAGUCUGAACUCGUGUACCAACCCCUGGAUCUACACCUUCUUCAGCAGCUCUGUGUCCAGGGAGCUACAGGCCCUGUUACGCUGCAGACCAAGAACCCUGCGCAGGGGCUCCAUACCUGACGACUCCACCACCACACACACCUCCACCACCAAGGACAGCCUCUACUGACACAUUCAGACACUCACACGUACGUACAGUUCGGUCAAUAUUUGUUGACACCUUUGAUAAAGAUGAGCAAAAAAAUCAUUAUGAAAUAAAUAAUACAAAUACUGAGCUA
Molecule: messenger RNA, 2356 nt
Organism: Oncorhynchus keta (chum salmon)
Lineage: Eukaryota; Metazoa; Chordata; Actinopteri; Salmoniformes; Salmonidae
Product: vasopressin V2 receptor-like
Biological process (GO): G protein-coupled receptor signaling pathway; positive regulation of vasoconstriction; regulation of systemic arterial blood pressure by vasopressin
Cellular component (GO): membrane
Molecular function (GO): vasopressin receptor activity; peptide binding
Source: RefSeq, a predicted model, not a curated record